ACACAGAUAUAAGGUGCACACGCAUACCCGGACACCGCAGCGAGGCUUCAGCCACGUGACCAGCACCCAAAUCAAAGCACAGGAAUUAGCAGCUCCCAGGAGCCCCUGUGCCGUCGUAGUCCCUCGCCCCAACAAUCGCUCAGCUGGACCUCUAACGCCGCGGAGUAGCUUUGCCUGUUUCGGACCUUCAGAUGUCGACCAUUAGCCUCCAAUCACCCCAUGCCGGAGCAGCAGGUCCUCUGAGGGCGCGGAGGCUGGCAGGGUGUACACGGGAGAAGUCUCCUGAGGAAGCAGCAUCUGGCUCCAGAGAGGAGGUACCGGCGGAGCGCCCAGCACCAGGCGGCAAGCGGCCAGCGUGGACCAGCAGCCACAGCAUGAGCUACCCCUUGGCCCUGGACAUGGACUUCAUCGUCAACUACAACCUGGAGGACCUGGAACCAGGAAACUACAGCGACAGCACGGACAUCACCCCUGUGGAGAGCCACAUCUGCGCGGCAGCCGAGGGGCCUCUGCUGACCUCCUUCAAGGCCGUGUUCAUGCCCGUGGCCUACGGCCUGGUCUUCCUGCUGGGGCUGGCGGGCAACAUCCUGGUGCUGGCCGUGCUGGAGCGGCACCGGCACACGCGCAGCUCCACCGAGACCUUCCUGUUCCACCUGGCGGCCGCUGACCUGCUGCUGGUGCUCAUCCUGCCCUUCGCCGUGGCCGAGGGCUCGGUGGGCUGGGUCCUGGGCGCCGUGCCCUGCAAGGCCGUGAUCGCGCUGCACAAGGUCAACUUCUACUGCAGCAGCCUGCUGCUGGCCUGCGUGGCCGUGGACCGCUACCUGGCCGUGGUGCUGGCCGUGCACGCGUACCGCCGCCGCCGCCGGCUCUCCGUGCACGCCGCCUGCGGCGCCGUGUGGCUGGCCGGCGGCCUCCUGGCCCUGCCCGAGCUGCUGUUCGCCAAGGUCAGCCAGCCCGCGCGCAACGCCUCGCUGCCGCUCUGCACCUUCUCCCAGGAGAGCCGUGCCGAGGCCCGCGCCUGGUUCGCCGCCCGCUUCCUCUACCACCUCGGCGGCUUCCUGCUGCCCAUGCUGGUGAUGGGCUGGUGCUACGCGGGCGUGGUGCGCAGGCUGUGCCAGGCCCAGCGGCGCCCGCAGCGCCAGAAGGCGGUCAGGGUGGCCAUCCUGGUGACCAGCGUCUUCUUCCUCUGCUGGUCGCCCUACCACGUGGCCAUCUUCCUGGACACCCUGGCCCGGCUGCAGGCCGUGGGCGACAGCUGCGCGCUGCACCGCUACCUGAGCGUGGCCAUCGCCGGGGGCGAGUUCCUGGGCCUGGCCCACUGCUGCCUCAACCCCGUGCUCUACACCUUCGCGGGCGUCAAGUUCCGCAGCGACCUGUCGCGGGUGCUGGCCAAGCUGGGCUGCGCCGGGCCCGCCGGCCUCUGCCAGCUGCUGCCCGCCUGGCGCAGGAGCAGCCUCUCCGAGUCCGAGAACGCCACCUCCCUCACCACCUUCUAGGGCUCAGCCCUUCUUCUCUGACUUCUAAGGGGCGCCCUGACUCUGGGAACUGUGGGGCUGACACCCCACCGGCUCACCUGGCCAGCGAGGCUGCCGAGCUGCCUCCACCCCUGCUGGCUCCCCUCCCCGGGCUAGGCUGGGUCCAGGAGGGAAAGGACUCAAAGGCCCAAAGGCAGCGGCCAGCUGAGGCGCUGGGCUGGGCCCGGGCCCGCCCGCCGUCCUCAUCCUAACCAGCCAAAGCUGAGACAAGUCUGCUUCUGUCCCACCAAAGCGGAAAGCCAUCAACCCCCAGAAUGUGCUCGUCUCCUAGGCCACCGGCCUCCACAGCUACGGCCUCCUCCCACCGCCCCUCCCGCCGCCUCAGCCUGCCGGUCUCGGACACACACAGCCCACCCGCCUCAGCCUGCCGGUCUCAGACACACACAGCCCACCCGCCUCAGCCUGCCGGUCUCAGACACACACAGCCCACCCGCCUCAGCCUGCCGGUCUCAGACACACACAGCCCACCCGCCUCAGCCUGCCGGUCUCGAACACACACAGCCCUCCGCCGCCUCAGCCUGCCGGUCUCGGACACACACAGCCCUCCGCAGCCUCAGCCUGCCGGUCUCGGACACACACAGCCCUCCGCCGCCUCAGCCUGCCGGUCUCGGACACACACAGCCCUCCGCCGCCUCAGCCUGCCGGUCUCGGACACACACAGCCCUCCGCCGCCUCAGCCUGCCGGUCUCGGACUCACACAGCCCGCCCGCCUCAGCCUGCCGGUCUCGGACACACACAGCCCUCCGCCGCCUCAGCCUGCCGGUCUCAGACACACACAGCCCUCCGCAGCCUCAGCCUGCCGGUCUCGGACACACAGCCCUCCCGCCCGCCUCUGGACCAGCAUGAAGCUCAGACCCACUCAGAUCGGGCAGCUGCACAGCCCUGACCACAUGGCCCUGGGCCGGCUCCGUGCUCCUGGCCGGAGGGCGGACUGGACCAGACAGUCCCCAGGGAACCAAGGCCGAGCCGGCAGCCAGGAGCCAGCCAGGGAGAGAGGACCGCCUGCCCGCCCAGGAGGUCUUCCACCCAAAGCCGCACCGUCUGCCCACGCGGCCGGGCGGCAGGGCUGGGCCGGCGUUAGGACCAGUGUGCAGACCCUCGAGGGGGACGCCAGAGCAGCCGCUGGAGCCCUCUCCCCGCCCCCGACCCCCCAUCCCCCAGGCCGGGCUGCACAGACGCCUGAGGGAGGAGACGGGCGGCAGGAGGCUGCUCUGAGGGAAGCUCUGCACUGCCUGCGCCCCUCCAGCCCCAGCCUUCGGCCCAGCCUGAGUGGCAGAGCCGGCCCUGCUCCUGCCAGGGCGCCUGAGCUGCCCGCUCCCACGCAGCCCCCCGGCCACAUCCGGAGGCCUGCGGGAGGGGAGUCAGCUGUCUCCCAGCGUCCAACACAAGCUGGGUGGCGAGGAGCCAGACAUGGAAGCAGAGGCUGAGAUCAGGCUUACAUUUUCUCUUUUUAAUAAAAAGGCACCUAUAAAACAGGUCAGUACAGUACAGGCAGCACAGAGACCCCCAGAACAAGCCUAGAAAUAGUUUCAAAAUAAAAACCCAAAGGAUGUCUUCA
This is a messenger RNA of Pipistrellus kuhlii (Kuhl's pipistrelle), 3093 nucleotides long. It is a transcript of the gene CXCR5, whose product is annotated as C-X-C motif chemokine receptor 5. The record is from RefSeq and is a predicted model, not a curated record. Gene Ontology annotation, cellular component: membrane. Gene Ontology annotation, biological process: G protein-coupled receptor signaling pathway; immune response; lymph node development. Lineage: Eukaryota; Metazoa; Chordata; Mammalia; Chiroptera; Vespertilionidae. Gene Ontology annotation, molecular function: C-X-C chemokine receptor activity. The transcript is spliced from 4 exons. Bases 192 to 1496 code for a protein of 434 amino acids.